Messenger RNA from Plectropomus leopardus (leopard coralgrouper), 5178 nucleotides. RefSeq names its product tenascin Cb (gene tncb). Gene Ontology annotation, biological process: neuron projection development; regulation of cell adhesion. Gene Ontology annotation, molecular function: protein binding. The record is from RefSeq and is a predicted model, not a curated record. NCBI's taxonomy places the organism in Eukaryota, Metazoa, Chordata, Actinopteri, Perciformes, Serranidae.
CACUGCUUCUGCUUAGGUUUUCUAAUCAGUGGAGAAGCUGUGAGCAUUGGGUGGGAGGACAAGAACACCUAUUUGAUUCCUGAACAGACUCGAUUCUGCAGUGAGGUGCGACUUCCUCCAGAGUGGCAGUCAAGGUGUCAUCAUGGAGAUGAAAGGCUUCCUCUUCGGCUGUGUGACCGUGGCCCUACUGUUCGAGCUCUCCACUGCUGGUCUGGUUAAGAAGGUCAUCCGCCACCGUAGAGAGGCUCUGAUGCCUAAGAAAACCCAGGAGAAUCUCACCCUUCCCCAUCCCGACCAACCAGUGGUGUUCAACCACGUCUACAACAUCAAUGUCCCUUCCACCUCCCUCUGCUCCGUGGACCUCGACUCGCCUGGUGACACCGAGCUCAAACACAAGAGUGCCCCAAUGGACAUGCAGAACACAGAGCACAUGGAGCACACUGUGGAUGGCGACAAUCAGAUCAUUUUCACCCACCGCAUCAACAUCCCCAAGCAAGCAUGUGGCUGCAACAACCAGCUGCCAGACAUGAAGGAUAUCCUGAACAGGCUGGAGAUGCUGGAGUCAGAGUUGUCUAGUCUGAGAGAACAAUGCAGCAGUGGGUCAGGCUGCUGUGGAGCUCAGGUUACAGGUGAAGUUUCCACAAAACCCUACUGUAAUGGCCGCGGGAACUGGAGCACUGACACCUGCAGUUGUGUAUGUGAGUCUGGAUGGAAGGGCACUAACUGCACUGAACCUGACUGCCCCAAUGACUGCCAGGAUCAGGGCCGCUGUGUGGCUGGCAAAUGUGAAUGCUUUGAAGGCUUUGGUGGAGACGACUGCGGUAUUGAGCUCUGCCUGCUGGACUGUGGUGACUAUGGCCACUGUGUCGACGGGUCCUGUCUCUGUGAGGAGGGUUUCAUUGGUGAGGACUGCACACAGACCAACUGCCUCAACAACUGCCUGGGCCGUGGGCGCUGCGUAGAUGAUGAGUGUGUUUGCGAUGAGCCAUGGACGGGCUUCGACUGCUCUGAACUCAUCUGUCCAAAUGACUGCUAUGACCGAGGACACUGUAUCAACGGCACCUGCUACUGUGAAGAGGGCUACAGUGGAGAAGACUGCAGUGAAAUCACUUGCCCUGGAAACUGUAACAACCGGGGCAUGUGCAUGAGUGGCCAAUGUGUGUGCCAGACUGGCUACAUCGGAGAGGACUGCUCAAAGCUCACCUGUCCCAAAAACUGCAAUGAGAGAGGCCAUUGCUUCAACGGGAAGUGCAUCUGUGAUCCAGGAUUUGAGGGUGAAGAUUGCUCCAUCCUGUCAUGCCCUGACAACUGCAGUGACAGGGGCCAGUGUGUUAAUGGAGAAUGUAUAUGUGAAGUGGGAUACCAAGGUGAAGACUGUAGCGAGCUCUCCUGCCCUAAUAAUUGCCAAGAUCGUGGACACUGUGUUAACGGUCAAUGCAUGUGUAGCAAAGGCUAUGCUGGAGAGGACUGCAGCAUUAAGACCUGUCCAAAAGACUGCAUGGGACGUGGAGAGUGCAUGGACGGCAAGUGUGUGUGCUUCGUCGGCUUCACAGGGAAAGACUGCGGUGAGCUGACCUGCCCCAAUAACUGCCUGGACCAUGGUCACUGUGUGAAUGGACAAUGUGUUUGUCAUAAGGGUUUCACUGGUGAGGACUGCAGUGAGAAGACAUGUCCCAAGAACUGUCUUGACAGAGGUUACUGUGUCAAUGGAAACUGCGUGUGUUACCAAGGUUUCACCGGGCUGGACUGCUCCAUGCUGACUUGCCCAGAAGACUGUCAGAACCAGGGACAAUGUGAGAACGGAGUGUGUGUUUGUGAUGAAGGCUUCAUUGGGGAAGACUGCUCUGAGGUCUCACCACCUAGGGACCUAAGAGUAGUGGAGGUCACCCCAGAGACUGUGGACCUGUCCUGGGAGAAUGAGAUGCGUGUGACUGAGUACCUGAUCACCUAUGUGCCAACGGCCCCUGGAGGUCUGGAGUUGGACAUGCGGGUGCCUGGGGACCAGAAGAUGACCACUAUUCGGGAGCUUGAGCCUGGUGUGGAGUACCUAAUCAGUGUCUAUGCUCUGCUUAACAACAAGAAGAGUCUUCCUGUCAGUGCUAGAGUAGCCACACAUCUGCCUGAGCCUGAGGGACUUAAGUUCAAGUCAGUGCGGGAGACGUCAGUGGAGGUGCAGUGGGAUCCGUUGGACAUUCCCUUUGAUGGUUGGAACCUCAUCUUCAGAAACACAAAAGAGGAAGAUGGUGAGAUUCUUAAUUCCCUUGGUCGUCCAGAAACUACCUUUGAGCAGUCAGGCCUGGGUCCUGGCCAGGAGUAUGAGGUCAAGCUGGAGGUGGUGAAGAACAACAAGCGUGGACCACCUGCCUCCCAGAAUGUCAUAACAAUGAUUGAUGCCCCCAGCCAGAUAGAUGUGCGAGAUGUUACAGACACCACAGCCCUGGUGACGUGGUUCAAGCCCCUUGCUCAUGUGGAUGGGGUCAGUGUCUCCUAUGGGCCCAGGUCAAACCCAGCUGAUCACAACAUGGUAGAGCUUUCCUCCACUGACACCCAGUACCACCUGGUAGGCCUUGCCCCCGACACCCAGUACGAGGUGUCUCUGUUGGCCCGGAGGGGCGAAAGGGCCAGCAUUCCUGUCUAUGAGUCUUUCCACACAGACCUGGAUGCCCCCAGAGACCUGCAGACAGUGGAGCUGACUGAUGAGAGCAUCACGCUUGAGUGGAGGAAUAGCCAUGCUCCAGUCGACAACUACCGUAUCAAGUAUGGACCUCUGUCUGGAGGGGAGCACGGAGAGCUGCUCUUCCCCCCAGGACCCAAGGACAGCACCCAGGCGAAGAUCACAGGCCUGAGACCUGGCACAGAGUAUGGGAUGGGCGUGACCGCAGUGAAAGAUGAACGGGAGAGUCUGCCGACAACCACCAAUGCAGUAACUGCCCUGGAUUCUCCCAAGGACCUGACUGUUGCAGAGGUGACAGAGACCACCAUGAUGCUGGAGUGGAGACGGCCCCUGGCCAAACUGGAUUCCUUCAGACUUGUUUAUGUAUCUGUUGAUGGCCACAGGGCUGAGGAUGUGGUCCCAGGCAGCUCUGAGUCUCACGUCCUCAGGGGCCUCACACCCGGCAUGCUGUACACCAUCAGCGUCAUCGCCGAGAGGGGCCGCAGGACCAGUGCACCAACCACCAUCUCAGCACCCACAGAGGAAGAGAAGCCUGUCGUGACCAACAUCACUGUCAGCGAUGUGUGGUGGGACAGUUUCCUCCUGUCCUGGUCAGCUGAGGACGGGACAUUUGAUGCCUUUCUGAUUGAGGUUACCGAUGCAGAGACGGGUACAGAGUGGCAAAACCAUACAGCGUCCGCUGAUGCUCGCAGCGUUGCCAUCACUGGCCUCUCCUCCAGCACCUGGUACAGGGCCAAUCUGUACGGGGUAUACAGGGGGGCUCUCUUAGACCCUGUCUUUGCAGACACCAUUACAGAUCUUGGCUCACCCAAGGGCAUUCGCUUCUCUGAUGUCACCGACACAUCCGCAACUGUUCACUGGUCGGUUCCAAGAGCUCGGGUGGACAGCUACAAGAUCACUUGUGUGCCUGCUCAUGGAGGUAAUGCUAAGACGCUUAUGGUGAACGGCUCUGAGUCUCAGACUGUGCUGCCCAACCUGACCCCAGGGGUCACCUAUCAGGUCACCGUCGUCGCUAUCAAGGGUCAGAGUGAGAGUGAGCCUGGAUCAGACAGCAUUACCACAGCUCUGGAUAAGCCCCGCGGUCUGACUGCAGUCAACAUCACAGAUAGUGAAGCUCUGCUGCUCUGGCAACCCGCCAUUGCUACUGUUGAUGGUUACGUCAUUACCUACAGUGCAGACUCGGUGGCUCCGGUUAUGGAGCGUGUGUCAGGGAAUGUGGUGGAGUUUGAGAUGAGCUCUCUGACCCCAGCAACACACUAUACUGUGAAGGUCUAUGCUGUGAGGAACUUGUCCAAAAGUGCAGCCACCACAACUGAGUUGACAACUGAUGUGGACGCCCCUCAGGAUCUGGUAGCCAGUAACAUCCAGACAGAAAAUGGUAUGCUGACGUGGAAGCCACCUCGCGCUGACAUCACUGGGUACAUCCUCAGUUUUGAGUCUUCAGACGGCACUGUGCGUGAGGUGGUCCUAAGUCCCACUGCUGUCUCCUAUAACAUGGCUCAGCUCAGCGCCUCUACAGAGUAUUCAGUCAAGCUGCAGGCCAUUGCUGGUCCCAAGAGAAGCAGAGUCAUCACAACUGUCUUCACCACCACUGGUGUGCUGUACAGACACCCCAGGGACUGUUCCCAGGUGCUGCUGAAUGGCGAUACCUCACCUGACCUGUACACUAUCUAUCUGGGUGGAGAUGAGAGCCAGCCCCUCCAGGUCUACUGUGACAUGAGCACUGAUGGAGGUGGAUGGAUUGUGUUCCUCAGACGACAGAGUGGUAGACUGGAAUUUUUCCGCAACUGGAAGAAUUACACAGCUGGCUUUGGUGACAUGAAUGAUGAAUUCUGGCUGGGUCUUUCCAACUUACAUAAGAUCACAACUGGAGGUCAGUAUGAGCUGCGAGUCGACCUGAGAGAUAAGGGAGAAACAGCGUAUGCUCAGUAUGACAAGUUCUCUGUCUCUGAACCACGGACCCGCUACAAAGUCCAUGUAGGAGGAUACAGUGGAACUGCAGGCGACUCUAUGACCUACCACCAUGGCCGCCCAUUCUCCACUUACGAUCAUGACAAUGACAUUGCUGUCACCAACUGUGCCCUGUCCUACAAAGGAGCCUUCUGGUAUAAAAACUGCCACCGUGUCAACCUCAUGGGACGAUAUGGAGACAACAGUCACAGCAAGGGUGUGAACUGGUUUCACUGGAAAGGCCAUGAGCACUCAAUCGAGUUUGCUGAGAUGAAGAUCAGGCCAUCUAACUUCAGAAACCUGGAGGGAAGGAGAAAAAGAUCAUAAAUGAUCCAACAACAACAACAACAUCAACAACACUACUAUUACUCUGUCUGGACUCCCCAUUAAACCACCUCGACUCCCACACCCACACACUCUGCAGCGACCAAAGCCACUGCCAAGAGCCCUGCAGCCUUCACACAAAACCAACUCAUCUUCCCUCCCCCCAUUUGUUCACAAAUCAGCCUCGAUUUAAUAACCCCUCCCCCUGUGAUAUGGUUGUAGAAAUACUG